Molecule: messenger RNA, 3411 nt
Organism: Oenanthe melanoleuca
Lineage: Eukaryota; Metazoa; Chordata; Aves; Passeriformes; Muscicapidae
Gene: ARHGAP27
Product: Rho GTPase activating protein 27
Exons: 15
Coding region: 16-3027 (1003 amino acids)
Biological process (GO): signal transduction; regulation of GTPase activity
Cellular component (GO): cytoplasm
Molecular function (GO): protein binding
Source: RefSeq, a predicted model, not a curated record
CAUGGGGCCCCCCUAAUGAGGUCCCCAUCCCACUGCCCAGGGAGGCCGUGCCAGAUCCGGCAGCAGCGCAGAUCCCGGCUGAGCCGCGGGGCUGGGCCCUUCCUGCGGCAGGAACCUCCCGAGGAGCCGUUUCCUCGUCGGGCGGCAGCGGGUCCCCUCCGCCACCGUCCCGUCCCGCCCGCCGCGGGGAGGAAACGCGCCCCAGCGCCCCGUGCUGCAGCUGGGGCCGGGCACCCACCGGAGCCGCCGCCGAGCCCGGCCCCGUCUCUCGUCGAGGCGGCGGCGGAAACCGGGCGAGUCGGGACCGGCCCGGCGCGGGCACGAGCGGCACCGCGGGCGCGCACCCGCCCCAGCGCCGGCCGCAGGCGGAGGCGCGGGGAGGCCAUGGAAGCGGCGGGGCCGGCGGAGGAGGCGCUGGUGCUGGUGGAGUACGGCUUCGAGUACCGCGCCAAGGACGGCACCUUGGUCUCCAUCAAACCCAACGAGCGCUACGUCCUGCUCAAACGCACCAACCCGCACUGGUGGCACGUCCGCAGGAGCGGGGACGCCCGACCCUUCUACAUCCCGGCCCAGUACGUCAAGGAGCUGCCGCCCAUCGCCGCCCCAGCCCCGCUUGACCCCCCUCCAUCUGCGACAGAACCGGCCACGCUCGUCCCUCAGCCCCCGCCAGCCUACGAGUAUCGGUUCAUCGGCGCCGCCGAGCCGGGGGAGCCGGCAGGAGAGUGCUCGGUGCCCAGGAGGGACUCGGUGCCCAGGAGGGACUCGGUGCCCAGGAGGGACUCACCUUCAUCACUCAGCUCUUUUCGGGUCCUCACGGGGCUGACCCCGCACCCCGCUGAGCCUGUGAAACCUUCGCACUCCCUGGAUGACCUGGCGCGGGUGACACCAGCAGCACGCAGUGCCACUGCCAUGGGGGCACGGGGGGACCCCCCAGGACACGCUCGGCCGCUCGGGAAGAGCCGCUCCGAGACCCUCUGCGCCUCCGGCAGGGACAGGGACGUGGCCAGGAGGUGGCCUGGGGCCGGCCCCGCCUCUCAGAUACACAAGGAGUCGGAGGAGACACCUGAUCCCAUCUACCUCAAUAUCCAGGAGCUGCGGGAGGAGGCCAGCAGUGCCCCAGAGGAGCCUGGCGGCGCCGUGUCGGACUGGGAAACCCACACAGACACGGACAGUGGACAUUUGUUUUAUUAUAACCCGGUGACGGGCGAGACCACGUGGGAUUGUCCCUUCGGGCAGGCGGCCGAUGGAGUGAGUCCCGCCGCCUCUCCCGCCUCCUCGCUCGCACACAGCCCGGAGCUUCCCGAGUGGGAACAGCACGUGGAUGAAGGAAGCGGACAGACUUUUUUCUAUAAUUCAGUGACAGGUGAGACGUCGUGGGACCCCCCCACUGCAGGACACACAGGCAGCCCCCGGGAGAUUCACCCUGGGGGGACGUGGUACGGUCCCAUGGAGCAGAGGCCACCCACUCCAGAAACGGAUUAUCCCGACCUGUCUCCAGAUGAGCUGGAGUGUUAUCCCGAGGAGGACUAUUCGCCCGUGGGCUCGUAUGAUCAGGGGGCCUCUCUCUGCCUGUCCCCAAGGCACCCCGAGGAGCUGGGGUCACCCCCGGGCUGGUUCAGGCACAGCCACCCCGAGGGAAUCACGUUCUACCCCGAGCACUUUGCCCCUGACACGGUGCCAUCGGGCGGCCGCCACGAGCGCGCCAGCAGCGGCUCCAGCCAGGACAGCGGGCGCUUCGCCUGGCACGGCGCCGUGUCGCCAGCAGCGGCCAGCAACGAGAAGGGGGGCACCCAGCCUGCCCUCACCCCAGCACCAGGGACAGCAAGGGGCAAAUGUGACACCCCCACCUUUACUUUCCAGUUUAAAAGCCUUGAAAAAGCCGGGGUGCUUAACCGGACCAAGACAGUGGACAGAGGGAAGCGGCUCCGGAAGAACUGGAGCUCGUCCUGGACAGUGCUGGAAGGGGGAAUCCUCACUUUCUUCAAGGACUCCAAACACUCAGCUGCCAGUGCCUUGAAGCACCCUGGCACCCUGACCACCCCCGAGCACACAGUGGAGCUGCGCGGGGCCACCCUCACCUGGGCCGGCAGGGACAAGUCCAGCAAGAAGAAUGUCCUGGAGCUGCGGACGCGGGAGGGCUCGGAAUUCCUCAUCCAGCACGACUCGGAGCAGAUCAUCACGGGCUGGCACCGGGCCAUCGCCGACAGCAUCGGCCGGAGGGGCUCCGACAUCCCCGCGGAGGAGGAGGCCGAAAUUCGGGCUGAGUUCGGCUCCCGCGAGAAGCUGGGGGGCGGCGAGGAGAGGAGGGCAGCGGCCGGGCAGGUGACGGGCACUGCCGAGAGUGACACCAACAGAGUCCGGAACAAACUCCGCAAGUUCCUGCAGAGGCGGCCGACGCUGCAGUCCCUGCGGGAGAGGGGCUACAUCAAGGACCAGGUUUUUGGCUGCUCGCUGCUGGUGCUGUGUGAGCGGGAGCGGGCGACAGUGCCACACUUCGUCCUGCAGUGCAUCUCGACUGUGGAGAGGAGAGGUCUGGACAUUGAUGGGCUGUACCGCGUCAGUGGCAACCUGGCCACCAUCCAGAAACUGCGCUACAAGGUGGAGCACGACGAGCAUCUGGACCUGGAUGAUGGGCGCUGGGAGGACAUCCACGUUGUCACCGGGGCACUGAAGCUCUUCCUGAGGGAGCUCCCAGAGCCACUCAUCCCCUUCAGCCACUUCGACAAGUUCAUCGCUGCCAUCAAGAUCCAAGACCUGUCCCUACGGGGCCGCUGCAUGCGGGACCUGGUGCUGUCCCUGCCACCCGCCCACCACGACACCAUGAAGGUCCUUUUCCGCCACCUCUGCAGGGUAGUGGAGCACAAGGAGGAGAACCGCAUGUCGGUGCAGAGCGUCGCCAUCGUCUUCGGCCCCACGCUGCUGCGGCCGGCCAGCGAGGAGGGCAGCAUGGCCAUGCACAUGGUCUUCCAGAACCAGGUGGUGGAGCACAUCCUCAACCACUAUGGAUACAUCUUCCCCGAGGGAUAAACCCCGGGGACACCUGCGAGGACAAGUCCAGCAGUGGGGACUUGAUGGAGCAGCAUCUCCAGGAAGGACUUGGCCGUGUGUCACCUUGGUGGUGGCUCCAUGAAGGGCAGCGCGGUGACCCGGCUCGGGGAGGGCUUGGCCACCCUGUCACCCCGGGGCGAUCCAGGGGGUGGAGCCCCAGGGGUGUGUGGGGUUCAGUGGGUCCCCAAGGUCAGUGCAGCCCUGCAGUGCCCAGCUCGCCGGGCUGGCAGUCCCAGCUGGGAACAGGGAGUGUCCAGUGCCUGCUGGGCGGUGGCACCAGCAGGCGGGCAGGGAGAGGCCGGGCAGGGCCAUGGCUGGAGCCCCCAGUCCGUUCCCAAAUAAAGAGCCCAUUCUGACACAAGG